AUGUCCUUCCAGCCUCUGAUCUCCCAUCGCUACCCCAAUGAGACGCUCAUCUACCAUGGUUAUUUGGGGUGCUCUCCUCUAUAUCCAUCGGUUGCCAUUUCCAUCCGAACCCUCGCAACUUAUCGUCAAUACCAUCAAACUUGCCCACAAUUUAGUAUCCAGGCACAGUGCAAAGCGCUGUGCCAUCUUCACAAUGUAGGUCUUCUCAUGUGUCAUAAUUUAUACGCAUAUGACGUAUAUCUUGAGAUUUUACAUCAUGUUGAUCGCCGCUUAAACGAAGUACGCAAGUGCAACACUCCCAAUUGGCGGAUACUAAAUGCAUGCCCAUGUUGUUCCUACAAACUCGACGAGGAGGCACCACAGGUGAUAGACCGGCUUUUCUCCAUCAAUGGCAAUAACAGUCUCAAAAGAUGGGCGUCUUUGACUUACGGCCUUACCCCACGGGUAGAUCCUCGACAAGCUCGUUCUGAUUACUGGGUCGAUCGAGUAACCGUUGAUAAGUUCAAGGAUACAGUGAGAAGAUCAGAGGAUGACUGGGAAGAUCAAGUCGCGAAGCCAGUGGAACCUGAGUUGACCUUCAAUUGUACCGAGCGGUGGCGAAAUGCUGGGCCCGAGCAGCGGAAAAAGAUGUUUGCUGUUUUUGAUGAGUCUGGCAUCUUUGUUGCUACGUGUUGGCAUCGAUUUGUACUUCUCAUGUGCGAUAUGGUUCGGAGUGGUGAGCUAGCAAAAUAUCCUUUGGCUCUUAUGAGUCAACUGCUGUCUGUCUUCGGAGCGAAUGCCAGCUGUGCCUAUGAUAUUGGCUGUGCGUUUUCCAAGACGCUAGGCAACAGCAGUCUUGGCCCCCUUGCCCAAUCCCUUAAUUUGCGCAUGAUGGUCGGUGCGUUUCACGGUCAUGCUCACAAUAGAAGGUGCCAACUAGAUUGGCACCCGAUGUACAUUGAAGGAACUGGACUAACUGAGGGUGAGGGAUGCGAACAUGUAUUCUCCUCUUCAAAUGAACUUGCACAAGGCACAAGACACACGUCUCGAUUCCAUUGA
Messenger RNA from Suillus subalutaceus, 1038 nucleotides. RefSeq lists its product as uncharacterized. The coding region runs from base 1 to 1038 and encodes 345 amino acids. The record is from RefSeq and is a predicted model, not a curated record. NCBI's taxonomy places the organism in Eukaryota, Fungi, Basidiomycota, Agaricomycetes, Boletales, Suillaceae. The transcript has 4 exons.